Molecule: messenger RNA, 1975 nt
Organism: Vigna unguiculata (cowpea)
Lineage: Eukaryota; Viridiplantae; Streptophyta; Magnoliopsida; Fabales; Fabaceae
Product: Tetratricopeptide repeat (TPR)-like superfamily protein
Molecular function (GO): protein binding
Source: RefSeq, a predicted model, not a curated record
AUCAAUGGCGAAGACAGUGUUCACGCAGAAGCUACUCGCGCGCAUUCUCAGACCUUCAGCGUUCGCAGUUGUUCAAUGCCAUCGCAACUUCAUCCACGCGGGUACCAAUCCCACGCUCCACCACCUCCUUCGCACCGGGAACCUUCCAGAAGCUCAGGCUCUCCUUCUCCGAAUGAUCAGAAAACGCGGCGUUUCACGUCCCCACCUCAUCGAUUCCCUUCUCGCCCCUUCUUCUCACUCUCACACAAACACCACCGUUUUCGAUUUACUCAUAAGAACCUACGUCCAGGCACGGAAGCUUCGAGAAGCUUCCGAAGCCUUCCGCUUGCUGAGGCAGCGCGGCUUCGCCGUCUCCAUCAACGCCUCCAACGCGCUACUCGGCGCGUUGGUGAAAGUGGGAUGGGUCGAUUUGGCGUGGGCGGUGUACGAGGAUGUCGUCGCAAGUGGCACAACGGUUAAUGCCUUCACUCUCAACAUUAUGGUCAAUGCUUUUUGUAAAGAGGGUAGGUUCGACGAGGUUAAGGUUUUCUUGUCCCAAAUGGAGGGUAGAGGUGUUUUGUCUGAUGUUGUCACGUAUAAUACUCUCAUCAACGCGCAUUGUCGUCAGGGAAAUGUGUGUGAGGCUUUCGAGUUGUUGAACUCAAUGUGGGGUGUGGGGUUGAAGCCUGGGGUUUUUACUUAUAAUGCUAUUAUCAAUGGUUUGUGUAAGAAGGGGGAUUAUGAGAGAGCGAGGAGUGUUUUGGAUGAGAUGUUGGGGAUGGGUUUGAGUCCUGAUGCUGCCUCGUUCAAUCCCUUGCUUGUGGAAAGUUGUAGGAAGGAUGAUAUUCGUGAGGUUGAGAAGGUGUUUGAUGAAAUGUUGAGGUGUGGGAUUGUUCCUGAUUUGAUUAGUUUUGGUUCUGUGAUUGGGGUGUUCUCUAGAAAUGGGUGUUUUGAUAAGGCUUUGGACUAUUUUAGGAAGAUGAAGGAUACUGGGUUGGUUGCUGAUACUGUGAUUUAUACUAUUCUAAUUGAUGGAUAUUGCAGAAAUGGCAAUGUGGCUGAGGCGUUGAACGUGCGGAACGAGAUGGUUGCGCGGGGUUGUGUGAUGGAUGUAGUUACUUAUAAUACUCUGUUGAAUGGGUUGUGCAAAGGGAAGAUGCUCGGUGAUGCUGAUGAGUUGUUUAAGGAGAUGGUGGAGAGGGGAGUUUUUCCGGAUUAUUACACUCUCACCACUCUCAUUCAUGGGUAUUGUAAGGAUGGAAACAUGAGUAGGGCACUUGAUUUGUUUGAGACGAUGACUGAAAGGAGCCUUAAGCCGGAUGUUGUGACGUAUAAUACCUUGAUGGAUGGCUUUUGCAGGAUUGGUGAAAUGGAGAGGGCUAAGGAGUUGUGGUGUGAUAUGGUGAGUAGGGGGAUAUUGCCCAACCAUGUGUCGUUUAGCAUUUUGAUAAAUGGGUUUUGCAGUUUAGGAAUUAUGGGUGAGGCAUUCAGGGUGUGGGAUGAAAUGGUAGAAAAAGGUGUUAAACCUACUUUGGUUACUUGCAACACUGUUAUUAAGGGUUAUUUGCGGACUGGCAAUAUGUCGAAGGCGAAUGACUUCUUCAACAAGAUGGUUUUAGAAGGAGUUUCUCCUGAUUGCAUUACAUAUAAUACUCUUAUAAAUGGUUUUGUAAAGGAAGAGAGCUUUGACAGAGCUUUUGUCUUGCUUAAUAACAUGGAAGAACAUGGGCUUUUGCCUGAUGUUAUCACAUAUAAUGCAAUUCUUAGUGGAUAUUGUAGGCAAGGCAGAAUGCGGGAGGCUGAGAUGGUAUUACGCAAGAUGAUUGACAGUGGUAUAAGUCCCGAUAGAUCAACGUACACAUCAUUGAUAAAUGGGCAUGUGUCUCUAGACAAUCUGAAAGAGGCAUUCCGUUUCCAUGAUGAAAUGCUGCAAAGGGGUUUUGUGCCAGAUGACAAAUUCUAAGAUUUCUACCGUUGCAACUCUUGUUAUCUAAAG